UUUUGCACGUAAAGGCCUCUCUUUUAUUAAUAUCAUUUCCUCCCUCUUAACACGCCACCCGACCCAAUAUCUUUUUUGGGAAUAAUGAAAGAGGAAGAAUCCUGACACACUCCUGCACACACCCUCUCUUGGUCACCUGAGGGUUGUGACCCCGCGUGUCGACAUUUACUGUAUCUGCAAGGGCCUGCCUGUCUUAAAGUCUGUUUAAGGAUGUUUUUAAAUGGCUAUUAUUAAGUCUUAUUGGUGGAAUGCUUUUUUUUUUUUUCUUCAUAAAAGGGAGUUCAGAUUUUUUGUGUGUGUUUUCUCUUAUGGCUAUUAUUAAUAUUACUAUAACUAGGAGUGUUUUCAGUCUUUCUGAAGCGUAUACUUUUUGUCUUUUAAUUUCUCCAACCAGAUUGUAAAAGGAUUUAUUUUGUUUUACAGAGAUUGCCGAGGAUAUGAGUUAUUGAGAGUUACAGUCUGUAUUCUGUGGUAUUAUUAAUUGAUUAACAAAAACAGAAUUAUAUAAAUGGAAUUAAAUAAAAUUUCAACAUGCUGUUAACCCUGUUUUGUGACCCUUUUUUCCCCCCUUGUUUUGUCUUUUCAAUACUCCUGGAGGUUGUUGUUCAGCAAAGGAACCAGGAGGGGGCAGUAAACAUACAGAACGUAAAGUUUGCAUCCUCUCCCUGUUGAUCCUUUAGGGUGGAUUAAUAAAUUUGUUGUUGGAUAAAAAAUUUUCCCCACAUGCUUCAAAUACAAGACCAUGACAAAGUAUUUGCUCUUUAACAGAUUUAUUCUGAUUUAGCUUUUCAGUCGCACUCAAAACAGAGUUUAUAAUUAGACAAGGAUGAGCUAUCUGUGCCAAAUGCACAAUUUAAAUCAACUAUAAUUAAUCAUAUCUUUUAAAGGUGUGACAUGUUUUCUAGGCACAGUACAAUCGAAUUACUAUGUUGCCUUCAGUUAUAAAAAUGCUGCAUUCAUUAAACAUAUCUUAAAAGAAAUUUGACUUCGUAAUUGGACAACAACCGUUCUUAAGAGUGUUGGGCUGAGAAACAUAGUCAUAUGAUCAAAUAACCUGAUAUAAACAUCCCCUUUUUCAAAAUUUCUAUUUCAGCAGCCUCACCCAGAAUUACUGUCAGAUGCGUGAAUCAAAGCUCACUUAAAUGGAGCCUGUCUGACAACCUGAAGUAGGAUAAAAGGCCUUAAAACGCAGCACAUCAUGGUCCAAUCAACGGGGCAUGGUGUAGUGUCCUGGGUCACAAAAGUGUUGCGCUCGUCUUCCUUACUGCACAACCCCAGGAUCUUUUAUUCCAGAGGAUAUGUCAGAGUACAUUCGUUCACCCACCUUUAAGGAAUAAUGAGAUUAUUAGCUUUAUAAAAGAAGAUUUAAUGCCACAUAAUGGAAAAUACAACCAUAAAUUGGAACAGAAAUACAGAGUAGCUGUCCAGCACUGGGGCAUCAGUCAGCAUAUCUCAGUGUUGACACAGAGAGAUACAGCUCUGGAUUUAUCUACUUCAUAAACUACACUCGCUGUAAGGGCCCUUAUCCUUGUAUAAACUUAUUUGUGUUGCCUAACCGGUUACAGAUAUGCAAGCGGUGGGAGUGUGCCUGCAUGCAAGUGAGAUAAAAUGACUCAAAAAGGGAUGAAAAGGAUUUCAGAUGAAGUUGUAUCCAGAUAGUUUCAGCUGAGAGUACAAACAGUUUCACCUCACAAGGAGAUAAUGAACCGUACGCUCCAAGUUACUGAAUAUUUAAUCCGUGUACACUGUUACGAAAAUAACAUGUUCACUUUCUCUUUGUUCUGUGUGGUCUGUGUACUGAGUUAUUGUGCAGGAGCCAAAUCUCUCCAAGCUGAAAAUUAAAAGAAAUACCUCAAGAGCUACAGAGCUUACCAAAUGUGUCCAAGUCUUCUUUUUGUAGUUUUUCUGACCGAAUGGCUUUCUUUGCCCAUCUAGAUUGUGGUAAAGCACAUCCUAAAUUAUUAUUAAAUGUUUUAAAUAUAUAUUUAGACACGCCCGAACAUAUCGGAUCCGUCUCAGGUUUCUCCGUAAAUCCUCCCUCGGUGGUGAACUCUGAGUCGUGAGAAUGCUCAUUUUCCCUGGAACUUACCUUACCUGCUUUUCUGAUUAUUUUGCGGCAUGUCUCAGCAAGACUGCUCCCACUCAGACAUUCCUCAAGUGCAAAAGCUACAGCCUGUGCUCGCCUUAAAAUCUUAAAAUAAAAACAAGAGUUAAAAAAAUUAACAACCAAAUGUCAAAAGCAUGACUCUGCGAAUGCAAGACAAUGCGGGAUAUUCAGGUCGUCCUGCUGUGAAUGACUUCAUCCUGUUCUGGCUGCAGCUUCUCGCAGCACUCUGUAGCUGUUGCACCUCUGCAUUGUUUGUUGCAUUGAAGCCGAACAAUAUGCCGCAUCCUGCUGACUCUGUAGUUGACAUAGAGAGAGUUUUCAGCGAUGCCAACAUGCACAUUUUGGAGCUCGCACCUCCUCCUGCCGCCUGCCCUGUAGACGAAUGCAAGUCCUGCUCUCACGGAGAGGAAUGUUACUAAAUUUAUGAGAUCCUACAGUGAAUAUUCCAAGCAGCAAUGCGGGAUGAGGUCAUUUUGAGGUAGAUUUGAUAGGGUUACAGCUGCAGUGUGAAGCAGAACAAAAGAAAACCUGCAAAGGUGCUUGAAAAUGUGCCUCAGAAAGGUAUGACACACGACGCCCUUCCCUCCCCAACUGAACAGAGCAACUUGACAGAGGGACAAGUGCAGCCACUGUCAAGAGGAGACGCCAGUGGAUUACGAGCUGGUGCUUUAUUAACUCACGCUUACAGCUCUGGUUCAAGCAGUCUUUAUCAGAAAUCAGGGCACACUUUGACCUUGGAGUGAAGGUGGAGCACAUUUUUUUCUGGCUCAUCAGUCCAGUUUUUUACUCCCAUUUCUCCUGAAGCAGCUGCAAAAUAGCAGGUAGUCUGAUGAUGGUGUAAUUGUCAGUCGGUACAAAAGAAAGACCCUUUCUAGACGUUGUAGGAGGAAACGUGAGUGAGAACUUUCGGAGACUCACUGGAUCUGCGUGAGGGAAAAGGAUGAGCGUGUUUCUGUGCUCCGUCCUCCCUCUGUUGGGACUAUACACGCUGAUCUCACGGUAUCUGCUGAAGAACCCACACCACCUCCACCGGAAGAAGAAAACGGCUUUCUACUGCACUCAAAUUUCACACCGAGGAGGAUCGGGAGAGAAGAUAGAAAAUACGAUGGAGGCGUUCACAAAUGCGAUAGAAAACGGCUCACAGAUGCUGGAGAUGGACUGCCACCUGACAAAGGAUGGACACGUGGUGGUUUCUCACGACGAGAACCUGAAGAGGCAGACCGGCGUGGACAAAGACAUCUCCUCGCUCAAUCUGGAGGAUUUGCCUCCGUAUAAGGAAAGGCUGGAGGUGACAUUCAAUGCAGGCCACGAGAACAAAAGUGGUACAGACAGGAAGAUUGCUCUACUAGAAGACGUGUUCAGGAAGUUCCCAAAGAUCCCUGUCAGCAUCGAGAUCAAGGAGGACAACCCACAGCUGAUGCGAGAGGUGUCAACCCUGGCUAGACGCUACGACAGGGAGGACAUCACUUUGUGGGCUUCCGAGGAUGCCGAAAUCCUGAACAAGUGUCGCAGUAUCAACGGCGCUAUGCCCUACAGUUUCUCCAAAAAACGCGGCAUCCUGCUUCUUCUUCUCUAUUACACGGGCCUGCUGCCCUUUGUACCUGUGGGAGAGAGCAUACUGCAGUUCUACCUGCCACGCAUCAUUAACAGGACCUACAAACCCGAAAACACCAAAGUCCUGAAGAAAAGCUGGGUUGUUUCUUUAAUAGAUAAAACAACAAUGAGAAAAAACCUUUUCAAGCACCUUGCAGACCGUGGGAUACAGGUGCAUUUAUUUGUUUGCAAUAAAAAUGAGGACAUCAAGGCGGCGUUUGACCUGGGAGCCACAGGAGUCAUGACUGAUUAUCCUACUCUGCUCUCUACCUACGUCAGAACACACGAGAGUGGACGACCCCAACAGCAGCAGCACUCAAUAAGAAGUGCUCUUAGGCGCAGAAACAGAAAGACUAGAGCAGACAUUGCAAGACCAAGGGGCGAAUCCACGCGUGCAAACUGAACAAGAUUAGUUUGCUGCCAAACACUGAGCUGACAGGACAAGGGUUUAAUUCACGUAGAACGACCAAUCACUGCCGACGGUGUGAUCAUGUCUGCUGUGUGCAUACAGUCGGGUCGGUAUGUAAAGAAACAUUUGAUGAGCUUUGUCAGCAGUGAAUGUUUAACUAGCCACAGCCCGUCACCUGACAACCCAUGAUAAGAGACUAAACAAAUAUGACUUUGUUUUGACUGGCUACUUUCUGACAUUAUUGAUUGGUUUAGGUGAAAAAAAAAAAGGGGGGGGGGGGGCAAAGAAAUUGUGCUUUAGACUGCCUCAUAAAAGUGUUCAUACUCCAGGAACCACAAUGUGUUUGGGGGGGAUUUUAUUUGGUCACAGGUUCUCAACUGGAUUUAAGUCUCGACUUUGACCAUUCUUGAAUGAAAAGAAGUCAUCUGGAAAAGUAUUUGUACAAAACCUACUCAAGUACCGAGUAGCUGCUCAUGAGAUCUGAUUUUAUUUGUACAAAAUGAUUCAAUCAGAGAGAUGAUUGCCUAACCCUGGUCUGAGCGUCUGCACAGCUUUCUUCCUGACCUGCCAGCUGUGCUGCUUGGUUUUCAUCAGGAUAUUUGCUCACUAAUGUUCUCUAGCAAACCUCUGAUGCUGCCACAGGGUUUAUACUGAAUUUGAGUUACACACAGGUGAACUAUAUUCACUAAUUACAUAUCGGGUUAAAGAGAGAUAAAUAAUGCACAUCACACUUUUCAGACUAUUGUUUACCAGAAAUGAUGAGGACAGUAUAUUUGUUUCCUUUAACUUCACAAAUGUGAAACUGUUCAAGAGGGUUGAAUACUUUUUAAGGAACCGGACACGUGCAGGCACACACACUCAAGGUGCUCUUAUCAUGAGGCUAAACAUCUGUGUUUUGUCAAUUUAUGUUACCUAAUGCUUACCAUGUGCAAUGGAUCUCACUCACGCCUCUGUUUUCCUAGGCAGCUGUGACCAAAGUCCGGCCACACUGCAACAAUGACAAUCAAUCAGUCUGUUGAUGAAACCAAGGUUGGACUUUUCUGAACCAGUUCCAUGUGCUGAUUAGUGUGACAUUAGUUAAAAAAGAUAUGAAGCUAUAAAUCUAGCUUUUUGUCGCACUGAUUCAAAUGGGAGCAAGUUUGAACCAGAGAAUAUGUCUAUGAAAUUAUGUCAUUUGUAAAAUCUUUUGGAAUCAAGUGUUGUGGUAAAUGCUAUUCUAAAUAAUUUGUUUGUCAUGUCACGUGUCCAGCCCUUUAAUUGGAGGUCAGCUGAUCAACAGAAACUGUAUGAAGUGCCAAAACCUGGUUGUAGAAAUGUUUGACUCAAUAAGGAGUUCAUCAGUGAAAUAUAAUCAUUUGUUUGAGAGAAUAAAGCAAUGAAUAUGCUUGUAAAGCAAGCAUAUUGUAACAGAUUGUCUAUAAAAAGUAAACUCCUUGGUAGAUUUUGGGAAGGGCUUUUCAAAUGGGUCUGAAAGAGGUCACGUAAAUAAAAUAAAUUAAAAUUAAAACAA
Molecule: messenger RNA, 5619 nt
Organism: Poecilia latipinna (sailfin molly)
Lineage: Eukaryota; Metazoa; Chordata; Actinopteri; Cyprinodontiformes; Poeciliidae
Gene: gdpd3a
Product: glycerophosphodiester phosphodiesterase domain containing 3a
Biological process (GO): glycerophospholipid catabolic process
Cellular component (GO): endoplasmic reticulum membrane
Molecular function (GO): phosphatidylcholine lysophospholipase A1 activity; phosphoric diester hydrolase activity
Source: RefSeq, a predicted model, not a curated record